This is a messenger RNA of Thermothelomyces thermophilus ATCC 42464, 3851 nucleotides long. RefSeq names its product SMC1-like protein. The coding region runs from base 30 to 3689 and encodes 1219 amino acids. Gene Ontology annotation, biological process: sister chromatid cohesion. The transcript has 3 exons. Gene Ontology annotation, cellular component: cohesin complex; chromosome; nucleus. The record is from RefSeq and is a predicted model, not a curated record. NCBI's taxonomy places the organism in Eukaryota, Fungi, Ascomycota, Sordariomycetes, Sordariales, Chaetomiaceae. Gene Ontology annotation, molecular function: protein binding; ATP binding; DNA binding.
CAGACGUUGACGGAUUUCUCCCAUUCAGCAUGGACGCCAUAUCGUUCGUUCUGGGCAUUAAAUCGUCACACCUGCGAUCGUCACAUCUUCGCGAGCUCGUCUACCGCGGCCGAGUCAUGAAAACAUCCAAGAUCCAAGACGACGGAACGGCUGUGCCAGCGACGAACGGACAGGUUAACGGCCACGAGGACGGAGACGACGAGGAUUCCUCACAACGAGCGUCGCGGAACGACCCUAAGACGGCGUGGGUCAUGGCAGUCUAUGAGGACGAUGCGGGCGAGGAACAGCGGUGGAAGCGGACCAUUACGAGCAGCGGUGCUAGCGAGUACCGCAUCAACGACCGCGUUGUCACCGCACAACAGUACAACGAGGCCCUCGAGGAGGAGAACAUCCUUAUAAAGGCGCGAAAUUUCCUCGUCUUUCAAGGAGACGUCGAGGCCAUUGCCUCUCAGUCCCCACAGGACCUCACGCGCCUCAUUGAGCAGAUCUCGGGGAGUCUGGAGUACAAGGAUGAGUACGAGAGGCUUCAGGCAGAGGUGGAGCAGGCCGCGGAGAAUCAGAACUUUCAGCUUCACAGGAGGCGAGGUAUCAACUCGGAAAUCAAGCAAUACCAGGAGCAGAAGCGGGAGGCCGAAAAUUUCCAAAAGAAGACGCAAGAACGGGACGAGGCUGUCAUUACCCAUAUUCUGUGGAAGCUUUACCACUUCCAGCGCGUCAUGGACGAGUCCAGCGCCCAGAUCCAGGAACACCACGAGAACCUGAAGGAGUUCCGCCGGAACGUGGAAACGUUCGAGAAGAGACUCGAGGCGGCGCGCAAGGAACAGGCCACCGUUGGUCGCGAGGUCAGCCACAUCGAGAAGAGCAUCAAGAGCAAAGAGAAGAGCAUCGAGAACAGGGACAACAGCCUUGUCCCCAUCGAUGAGAAGAUCACGCAAAGCUCACAAGAUAUGGCGAUCCUUCGGAAGCGGAUUUCCGACGUCAAGAAAGACCGCGAUGACAAGGCGACCAAUAUCCAGAAGCUCAAGAAGGACCUAGCGACGAUCGAGAAGGCACAGCAACAGUUCGAAAAGCAAUGGUCCGAAACUCUCAAGAAGCAGGGCAAGGAGUUGAGUGACGCAGACCGUAAGGAGUACACCAGUCUCCAAGCCGAGGCCAUGAGGAAGACGUCGGAUAACCGGGCGAAACUGGCGAAUCUGGAGCGUCAGCUGAAGGGCGACGAGGUGACGGUGAACAGCCUGAAGGGUAGGAUCGACAACUUCGAGGCCGCCAUCGAGAAACUGCAAAGCGAGGCUCAGGUGAUCAAGGAUCGCCGCGACGCCAUUCAGGAUUCGGUCGGGCAAACAGCCAGGGAUAUCGAUGCCAAGAAGAAGGAAUUUAACAGCGUGCAAUCGGAGCGGAUCAGGAUCAACAACACCCAUACCGAGCUGGAGGAGAAGCUUCGUGACGUGCUGCGGAAGCUCGACGACGCGGACAUGGGGCGGCGGCAGAAUGAGAAGGAGACCAAGAUGAGGAGCAUGAUCAGCGAUCUCAAGCGAAUAUACCCGGGGGUCCGCGGGCGGGUGGGCGAGCUGUGCAAGCCCAAGCAGAAAAAGUACGACGAAGCCGUCAUCACGGCGCUGGGGCGCGAAUUCGACGCCGUCGUAGUGGACACGGAGAAGACCGGUGUGGAUUGUGUUCAGUACCUCAAGGACCAGCGGUUCCCGCCAGUAACAUUCAUCCCGCUCGACAACAUCAAGGUCAACACCUCCAACUCCGCCGUCAAGGGGAUAUCCGGUGCCCGACUGACCAUCGACACGAUCGACUUCGACCCGUCCCUGGAGCGGGCCAUCGCCUACGCCUGUGGCGGGUCGGUAGUUUGCGACAGCUUGGAGAUCGCCAAGGACAUCGUCUACAACAGGAAGAUCCAGGUCAAGGCGGUUACCCUGCAAGGCUACGUGAUCCACAAGGCCGGGACCAUGUCUGGUGGUCGGUUACCCGAAGAGAAAGGCGGGAAGCGGCGGUUUGAGGAGCACGACGUGCAGAAUCUCGAGCGGCUGGCCGAGAAGUUCCGGGACGAGAUUGCAAAGUUGCCGCGGCCGGGGAGGCGAGGGGUCGCCGAGGAGAGUCUGCAAAACGAGAUUGCCGCGCUGGAGCAACGCCUCAGGCUCCAGGAGAGUGAGCUGGCUGCUUUUGAGAAGAACCUGAAGAGCAAGGAAAAGGAGCUCGAGCACGCGAAGCAGCAGCUCCGCGAGUACCAGCCCAAGUAUGCAGAGAAGGAAGGCGAGCUGCAGCGGACCCGUGCCACCGUUGAGAAGUUUGAGAAGGCCAUAUCGGAGGUCGAGGAUAAGAUCUUUGCCAACUUCUGCAGGCGGCUUGGGUACGAGAACAUUCGUGCCUACGAAGCGCAGCAAGGCAGCCUCGAGCAGGAGGCAGCUCAGAAGCGCCAGGACUUUGGCCUGCAGAAGCAGCGUAUCCAAAACAACCUGACCUGGGAGACGUCGCAACACGACGCCGCGAACGAGAGGGUACGGGCAAUGGAGACGACCCUGAAGCGGCACCAGAAGGACCUCGAAGCCUACGAGAGGGAGAAGCGGAGCAUCGAGGAGGCGAGAGCGCAGGAUCAGGACGAGCUUGCGGCGUUGCAGGAAUCCCUGGAGGAAGUCAGGGCGAGCUACGCCGAGAAGUCCAAGAAGGUGGCGGAUGCAAAACAGGAUCUGCAGAAGAAGACCAGGGAGAUCGAGUCCAGGUUGAAGGAGAUCAGCAACCUCGAAGGGACGGUGCAGAAAAACAGCACCCAGAAAUUCGCCCUGCUCAGGAGGUGCAAGCUGGAGCAGAUCCAGCUGCCGUUGCGCAAGGGCUCGCUCGACAACAUCCCCAAUGAAGACGUGCUGCUCCAGAGGGACCAGGAUGCCAUGGACAUUGAUGGCGAGGCGGACGAGGACGAGGUGCUGGAGAACGCCAUGGACGACUACGGCAUCGAGAUUGACUUUGAUGGUCUGGACGAGGACCUCAAGAAGCCCGACGAUGACAUCGAAGACAGGCUUCAGGAGAAGAUCACGUCGCUCACCAGCGAGCUCGAAAAGCUCAACCCCAACAUGCGGGCCAUGGAGCGCCUGGAGUCGGUCAAGUCGCGCCUCGAGGCGACGGAAAAGGACUUUGAGGACUCGCGGGCGGCCCUGCGCGCGGCGCGCGAGGCCUUCGCCAAGGUCAAGGAGAAGCGGUUCGAGCUCUUCAACCGCGCCUUCACGCACAUCCAGGAGCAGAUCACGCACGUGUACAAGGACCUGACGCGGUCGGACGCGUACCCGCUCGGCGGGCAGGCGUACCUGGACAUCGAGGAGGACACGGACACGCCGUACCUCUCGGGCAUCAAGUACCACGCCAUGCCGCCGCUCAAGCGCUUCCGCGACAUGGAGCACCUGUCGGGCGGCGAGAAGACCAUGGCCGCGCUCGCGCUGCUGUUCGCCAUCCACAGCUACCACCCGAGCCCCUUCUUCGUGCUGGACGAGGUGGACGCGGCGCUCGACAACGCCAACGUCGAGAAGAUCAAAAAGUACAUACGCGAGCACGCCGGCCCGGGCAUGCAGUUCAUCGUCAUCAGUCUCAAGCCCACCCUGUUCCAGGACAGCGAGAGCUUGGUGGGCGUGUACCGCGAUCAGGAGGCUAACACUUCGAGGACGCUGACGUUGGAUCUUCGUAAGUAUGUAUGACGGAAAGCAAGGGAGCAGAGGUGGGUAAACCUCGCGCCUGAGAACAGAGGGGGAAAGGGUGGGUUGGAGUGUGUGUGUGUGUGUGUGUGUGUGUGUGUGUGUUAGAGGGCAGGAAGCUUCUGAUUUCGCAGGCAGAACAGCAGUUUCUUCAUCACAGGGACG